AUGGGUUCGGAGAGUACGUUUACUGCUCAAAAGAGAGCAUCCAGCGGGCUGCCGACAACUGUUGCCGCCAAUGGAGUUCGUGGACGAGCCGCCUCUGUAAUCCCCCGUGGCCGGCAGAUCCAGAAGACUUUUAACAACAUCAAGAUCACUAUCCUCUGUGGAUUUGUGACAAUCCUCGUACUCCGUGGUACAAUAGGGCUUGGAAGCCUCGUUUCCUCCGAGGCGGAUGUUGAGAACCAGCACUUAAUUGAAGAGACGAACCGGAUCCUGGCCGAGAUCCGGUCUGAUAAGGACCCAACAGACCCGGAUGACCCUACUGAAGAAUUCUUGAACCCUAAUGUUACUUACACUCUUGGGCCUAGAAUCAGUACAUGGGAUGAAGACCGUAAGGUAUGGCUUCAGAAAAACCCUCAAUUCCCCAAUUAUGUUCAUGGAAAACCCCGGAUCUUACUUGUUACUGGCUCUCCCCCAAACCCUUGUGAUAAUGCUAUAGGAGAUCAUUACUUAUUGAAGGCUAUUAAGAAUAAGAUUGAUUACUGUAGAAUUCAUGGGAUAGAAACUGUGUAUAAUAUGGCCCAUUUGGAUACGGAAAUGGCGGGGUAUUGGGCGAAGUUGCCGUUGUUAAGGAGGCUAAUGUUAUCUCAUCCUGAAGUUGAGUGGAUUUGGUGGAUGGAUAGUGAUGCUCUGUUUACUGAUAUGGUGUUUGAGAUACCUGUUUCGAAGUACAAUGAUUACAAUAUGGUUAUCCACGGGUACCCCGAUUUGUUGUUUGAUCAGAAGUCGUGGAUCGCGUUGAACACAGGUAGUUUCUUGUUCAGGAAUUGUCAAUGGUCUUUGGAUUUGUUGGAUACUUGGGCGCCAAUGGGACCAAAAGGUCCAAUUCGUGAGGAGGCCGGAAAGAUAUUGACUGCAAAUUUGAAGGGUCGGCCAGCAUUUGAGGCUGAUGAUCAGUCUGCAUUGAUAUACUUGCUGAUUUCUCAGAAGGGUCAGUGGAUGGACAAGGUUUUUGUUGAGAAUUCGUAUUAUUUGCAUGGAUAUUGGGCAGGUUUGGUGGAUCGGUAUNGUCGACUGCGCGCGAAUAUGGUGACUUCUGAAAUCUGCUCGUCUACAUUUUUCCCGGUUGAGAGGUGCGUGAAGAGCAGGAUAAGGAAUUUCAACUUUGUAGAUUAUCAAGUGCUGAACUUGUAUGGGUUUAGGCAUAGAGGCUUGCGCAUCCGAGAAGUGGAUCUAGGAGCUAGCUACUAUACUGUCUUCAGUGAGCAACACUGUAGUAUACCCGGUUAA
This is a messenger RNA of Fraxinus pennsylvanica, 1284 nucleotides long. The record is from the annotation of a GenBank genome assembly. NCBI's taxonomy places the organism in Eukaryota, Viridiplantae, Streptophyta, Magnoliopsida, Lamiales, Oleaceae.